CAGGCAUAGCGGAAAAAAAAAAUUAGAGGAGUUUUUGCCGCCUAAAAUGUGAAAGAAAAAAGGAUUAGAAGUCUGAGGGGCGGCCGCAAACGCGUCUACAAAAAAGGAAACAUAAAAGUAAAAGAUGAAUUAUAAGUCGAACCCUAGCAGGCUGAAAAACCUGUUGAGAAAAGCCCGCACUUUGAUAGGCCUUACGACCACUUCCGCUGCAGCUACCUACAUUACAACCUCAGCGUCUUUUUCCAACUCCGCCUCUUCAGCCAUGGACUCUCCCCUCAGGACAAAGGUUUGCAUCAUUGGCAGCGGCCCCGCGGCCCACACGGCCGCCAUCUACGCCGCCCGUGCUGAGCUCAAGCCUAUUCUCUUCGAGGGCUGGAUGGCUAAUGACAUCGCCCCUGGCGGCCAGCUUACCACCACAUCCGACGUGGAGAACUUUCCUGGAUUCCCGAAGGGUAUCUUGGGCAUAGAGCUUAUGGACCGCUGCCGCAAUCAGUCGCUCCGCUUCGGCACCACCAUCUUCACUGAAACUGUUAACAAGGUUGACUUCUCUUCGUUUCCGUUCAAGAUCUUCACCGAUGCCAAAACCGUCCUGGCUGACUCGGUGAUCGUGGCCACAGGUGCUGUAGCCAAGCGGCUCAAUUUCCCGGGGUCAGGGGAUGGGCAAGGAGGCUUUUGGAACAGAGGAAUCUCAGCGUGCGCUGUGUGUGAUGGGGCGGCCCCAAUCUUUAGAAACAAGCCCCUGGCAGUGAUCGGUGGGGGUGACUCCGCAAUGGAGGAAUCCACCUUCCUCACCAAGUACGGUUCCAAGGUCUAUAUCAUUCACAGGAGAGAUACGUUUAGGGCAUCGAAAAUCAUGCAGAGCAGGGUUGUUUCGAACCCGAAGAUAGAGGUGAUAUGGAAUUCAGUGGUGGUUGAGGCGUAUGGGGAUGGGGAGAGAGGGGUUUUGGGAGGGCUCAAGGUGAAGAACCUGCUCACAGGGGAAGUUUCUGAUCUGAAAGUUUCUGGUUUGUUCUUUGCCAUUGGGCACGAGCCUGCCACCAAGUUCUUGGAAGGCCAGCUGCAGCUUGAUUCAGAUGGCUACAUUCUCACUAAGCCAGGUACAACUCAGACCAGCGUGCGCGGCGUUUUUGCUGCUGGAGAUGUCCAGGACAAGAAGUACAGACAGGCUAUUACUGCAGCUGGCACUGGGUGCAUGGCAGCCUUGGAAGCUGAGCAUUACUUGCAAGAGAUUGGAUCUCAGGAGGACAAGAGCGAUUGAUCAUUGAUGUGCCAGGGAUUUUAAAAGCUACUUGCUUAGAAGUAACUUCAAUGUCUAGAUGUAUCUUUAUCUGGAUCAAUGUUAGAAUUAACAUUGUUUUUUUAUAUUCAAUAUCUGCUUUCAAUGGAAUUACAACAGCCUUAUCUUGUCUGUUGUUUAACUUGAACCAAAAGAAUAAUCAUGUAUUGCACUUAUAAGUGCAUGUUUCUUGAUCAAUUGGCAUGAGGAUUUUGCAA
Messenger RNA from Durio zibethinus, 1494 nucleotides. Its product is annotated as thioredoxin reductase NTRB-like. Gene Ontology annotation, cellular component: cytoplasm. Gene Ontology annotation, biological process: removal of superoxide radicals. The record is from RefSeq and is a predicted model, not a curated record. Gene Ontology annotation, molecular function: thioredoxin-disulfide reductase (NADPH) activity. NCBI's taxonomy places the organism in Eukaryota, Viridiplantae, Streptophyta, Magnoliopsida, Malvales, Malvaceae.